AUGCGCUUCUCUACCAUCCUAUGUGCAGCUCUUGCCCAGAGCUUGACAGCCUCCGCCGCGACAAUGAUGGUCACGGUCGCUGCCAACAACAAGUUUCAGUUCACACCAAACUCGGUUACGGCUCAACCCGGAGACACAGUCGCAUUCAACUUUGUCGCUCAGAACCACAGUGUGGCCUCCUCGACAGCAAACCAGCCCUGUCAACCCGGACCCAACGCCCUCUUCUCCGACUUCCAGCCCAUCCCGGGUAACCCCAAGGGCAGCCCCAACCCCGCCAACGGCCGUCGCCAGGCCGGCAACACCCCCAUGUUCAUGGUUCCCAUUACCGACAACCAGCCCAUCUACGUCUACUGCCCCCAGGCCCAGCACUGCCAGCAAGGCAUGGUCAUGGUUAUCAACCCCCCCAACGCU
Messenger RNA from Bipolaris maydis ATCC 48331, 411 nucleotides. RefSeq lists its product as uncharacterized. Lineage: Eukaryota; Fungi; Ascomycota; Dothideomycetes; Pleosporales; Pleosporaceae. The record is from RefSeq and is a predicted model, not a curated record.